GUCUGUGAAGAAACUCAGAACAUCUCUCUCAGCCUCUCUCACCCAUUUUUCCCAUACCCAAAAAAUGUCUUCGCCAAGCAAACGCCGUGAGAUGGAUUUGAUGAAACUGAUGAUGAGUGAUUACAAGGUGGAGAUGAUCAAUGACGGCAUGCAAGAGUUUUAUGUGGAUUUCAAUGGACCCAAAGAGAGUCCGUAUCAGGGAGGUGUCUGGAGGAUAAGGGUGGAGCUACCAGAUGCUUAUCCUUACAAAUCUCCAUCUGUUGGCUUUGUCAACAAAAUUUACCACCCAAAUGUUGAUGAAAUGUCUGGAUCAGUUUGUUUAGAUGUUAUCAACCAAACUUGGAGCCCCAUGUUUGACCUGGUUAAUGUGUUUGAAGUGUUUCUGCCCCAACUUCUUUUAUAUCCCAACCCAUCGGAUCCAUUGAAUGGAGAGGCAGCUGCUUUAAUGAUGCGUGAUCGUUCUGCUUAUGAACAAAGAGUAAAAGAGUAUUGUGAGAAGUAUGCAAAGCCAGAAGACAUAGGUGGUGCUCCAGAGGAGAAAUCAAGUGAUGAUGAGGAUCUAAGUGAAGAUGAAUAUGACUCCAGUGAUGACGCAGUUGCAGGCCAAGCUGAUCCAUAGGUUCAUAAACCCUGGUCCAGUUAAUUCUCUGUUGUACCUGUACAUUAUACUGUACUCGAUGCAUGGAAAAUUAAACCCCCCCCCC
Molecule: messenger RNA, 704 nt
Organism: Prunus mume (Japanese apricot)
Lineage: Eukaryota; Viridiplantae; Streptophyta; Magnoliopsida; Rosales; Rosaceae
Product: ubiquitin-conjugating enzyme E2-23 kDa
Source: RefSeq, a predicted model, not a curated record